Blastocystis hominis is the source of this 237-nucleotide messenger RNA. RefSeq lists its product as hypothetical. The transcript has a single exon. Lineage: Eukaryota; Bigyra; Opalinata; Blastocystidae. The coding region runs from base 1 to 129 and encodes 42 amino acids. The record is from RefSeq and is a predicted model, not a curated record.
AUGUUGGAAAAGAGUGAAAGAUUGGUUAAGACUGUACUCGAACAGGAUCAUUUCUAUAGUACAUUCUUUCUCUUUAUUUAUCUAAAAAGAGACCAACUAACAACUUUGAUGAUUUGGAAUAGCUUCUGAGCCGGAAUUGGGAGGAGAGUAGCAUGAUGACUUCGGUUGUCGUUGCUACAGCGAAGAACGUCGGCUGUACUGUUCAAACAGCUUGAGGUUCAGAAGCGUUAUGAAAAG